CAUAUUUGGAUGUAGUUAUAAACCAUGCUUGUAUCAUGGUGAUUUUUAAGUAAUUAAAAGUUGGUUUAAGCACAUAAACCGAACUUGUUAUAUCAAGGGGAGGAGUGUACAAAGGUCUUGUCUAGUACGGAUCCGAUCAAAUCAUGAGAAUCGCAGUUCAAUAGUUAAAAUCAAGGACCAACUCGUGUAAAAUAUGAUCCAGUACAAACAUCAAUUUGGUAUGAUCCAACUCUAGUAAUUGUUGGUUCAGUAUGAUCCAGUACAAACAUCAAUUUGGUAGGAUGCAUUGUGAGCAAACAUUUGCAUAUCCUAGUUAUAUCACACAAUAGUUAUUGGCAACAUUAGUAUGGUUACGAAAUUUAAUAGUGGGAUUCUCAUGCCUAUGAGACAAAAUGGGUACUUAGAUUUUGAUAGUAUCCACUUCGUCCACCUUCCAUCCAAAUUUUCUAAAUUAGAAUGAUAUCUCCACCAAAUUGAUAAUUGACACACAUAUUCUCCAACUUUAGUUAUUAUGAUAGUAAUGGCAGACAUAAUUCAUAUUCAAUUAUCCACCUAACAGAAAUGAGUGUUGGAUUUAGGAAUUUAGGUGAUGCAUAUACCACACUCAUCGAUGGGUGCUUGAUCAAAGUUUCUUCCACUAUAUGCAAUCAACAUCAUGAAGAGCAAGUACUAAAAUUCGUCAGAGUAUUGGCUUGUACACGUUUGAUUUCUGUUUCGGGUCUGACAUGUAACCUUAUUCUUAAUCAGAUUGGAUUAGGGUUAGGUCGUUGGAGAAGUACUAUAUAAAACUCUCAUACUUCUCUGUAAUCUGUAAUCUCCACAAGUACAAUGAAACUGGCACUUUCCCGCCUGUGGACUAACACAUGUGUUAGACAAACACGUAAAUCCAUAUGUUCUUUUAUUUCUUAUUAUCAUUGUCUUUCUUGCAUUGUCGAUUACCCCAAUCUGUCCGUGACAACAUGUAUUUUUUGUAGUGUAAUUAGACUGUGAUACCAUAACUAAGAAAUUGUUCGGACGACGCCGUUCCCAUAACUUUCUUUCCUUCUAGCUGCUUUCCAUGGUUCGAGCCACCAUGACCACUUCCCAUAUCAGAAAGAAAAUACUUCUUCUGUUACCAAGAACUAAAAGGAUCAAUUCACGAAAAAAGAAGUAAAAGUAUCGAGUUCAAAUCUUAGGACCAAAGACUCCAGCAAUAUAAUGAGAACGACAUUAAACAUAUGAAUAUCAUCUAUUUGUCACAUCGGUGAUAAUUAAAGUUCUCGAGAUAUAUUCAUUACGUAUAGGAAUGACAAAGGUCAUGACUUGAUACCGUCACAUUCCCAUCAAUAACUCAUAUAUAUAAACAUAGCAAAUUAAGCAAAUCCAUUCCCCCAACAACAUAUCCCUAACCUCCACAAAAUGUCGGUGUUGAAACUGAACUCCUACAACCAGUUCAUCCGAACCUUGAAAGGCGAUCUUCACAACAUCUUCGUCUACGAUUACAUGGACGAUCCCAACGUCUUCGAGAUGAUCCACGCUAGCAUCUAUGCUAGUGAACCACUUUCUAUCACCACUCAUGUGAUUACUACAGUCAGAAUCCAAAAACCACCAAUCAUUAUUUGACUUCUCCUUGACAGAAUCCAGAAGAGCCAUCGAUCCCUGUGUUUCAUCUUCCCACUCACUUGAGUCUUCAGAUUCUACACAGGCCAUUAACAGUAUGUCCUCAUUCAUAUCUCCAUUAAUGACUUUUUAUUUUCUCUAGUUUUUUUAAUCGGGUCUUAUGUUCUUCGUUUUAAUUUGGAUUUCAAAAUAAAAAUUAUAUUGAUAGGACGAGUUCGUUAUGAUCUACAAAAUGAUAUCCAUUUUUAAUAUAUUUUGGAAAAAAAAAAAAUCUACCACUCAUUCAACCUGGGUACUACCUUAUUUUUUCCUCGAAAUUUGACAGAUGAAACAAGUUUCUUACUAAAACGCCAAAGAAGUUCCUUACGCCAAAGAAUUUAAGCUAAAACUAGGAAUCAAGGGAAAGGGCAACC
Molecule: messenger RNA, 2012 nt
Organism: Linum trigynum
Lineage: Eukaryota; Viridiplantae; Streptophyta; Magnoliopsida; Malpighiales; Linaceae
Source: the annotation of a GenBank genome assembly